Messenger RNA from Calidris pugnax (ruff), 1763 nucleotides. RefSeq names its product alanyl-tRNA editing protein Aarsd1-like. Gene Ontology annotation, molecular function: aminoacyl-tRNA ligase activity; ATP binding; Ser-tRNA(Ala) deacylase activity. Bases 1 to 1707 code for a protein of 568 amino acids. The record is from RefSeq and is a predicted model, not a curated record. NCBI's taxonomy places the organism in Eukaryota, Metazoa, Chordata, Aves, Charadriiformes, Scolopacidae. The transcript has 16 exons. Gene Ontology annotation, biological process: tRNA aminoacylation; regulation of translational fidelity.
AUGGGAAAUUCACCCCAAAAUCUCCUCCCGGGGGACAGGACUGUGGUGCUGCGGGGCGGUGGCACCGGGAACGACAACGGAGGGCGAGGGCAGGGCUGGGGCACACGCUGGGGGGCUCAUUCCGAGCCCCGGUGCCCGGUCGCGGCCCUGCUGGCACCGCACGCCCACCCGCUGCUCCGCUCCUUCCCCAGGCAACCGGCCAAGACGCUGUGGUACGACCGGCCCCGGUACGUCUACCUGGAGUUCUGCGUGGAGGACAGCAGGGAUGUUCAGGUCGUCAUUGAGGACCAACGGCUGGUGUUCAGCUGCAAAAACGCAGACGGCGUGGAGUUCUACAACGAGAUCGACCUGUACGCCAGGGUCAACUCCAAGGACUCACGGGAGAAGCGCUCUGACCGCUCCAUUACGUGCUUCAUGAGGAAGUGGAAGGAGAAAGUGGCCUGGCCCCGCAUCACCAAGGAGAACAUCAAGCCCGCCUGGCUCUCCGUGGACUUCGACAACUGGCGAGACUGGGAAGGGGACGAGGAGGUGGAGAGGGCCAUGGUGGAGCAGUACGCAGAGCUCCUGGAGAAGGUGACGGACAAAGGCUCCCCACCGGCCAUGGACGACCUGGAUGUAAGACGAGCUAUGAAGGCGGGGACGCCGCGGGAGGCCGCCCGGUGCACCGGCAGCGCACACCGCCGAGACGGGGCUCCCUGGGGUUCCCCUCCGAGCGCGGCGGGAGCCGUCCGGUCUCCCCGUGCCCGUUACCCGCGCGGGGCACGGGGCAAUAAACCUGUCGCUUGCACGUCUCUUCCAGGGCAGCACCUUAUCACUGCCAUUGCAGACCAGAUGUUUGGAUUCAAGACAACCUCAUGGGAGCUGGGCCGCCAGCGAAGCUUCAUUGAGCUGGACACCCCCUCCAUGACAGCAGAGCAGGUGGAGGCCCUGGAGAGGAGCGUGAAUGAGAAGAUCCGGGAGAGGGUGCCCGUGAGGGUGCGGGAACUGGCUGUGGAUGACCCUGAAAUUGAAACGGUGAGAAGCCGUGGCUUGCCCGAUGACCACGCGGGGCCGGUGCGAGUGGUGGACAUCGAAGGCAUCGACUCCAACAUGUGCUGUGGGACUCACGUCUCCAACCUCAGUGACCUCCAGGUUAUUAAACUCCUUGGCACAGAAAAAGGGAAAAAGAACAAAACCAACUUGGUUUUCCUGGCAGGAAACAGAGUGCUGAAGUCGAUCGAGCAAAGUCACAGUACAGAGAAGGCUCUAACCUCACUGCUCAAAAAUGGCCCGGGUGAGCACGUAGAGGCUGUGAAGAGGCUGCAGAGCUCUGUGAAGCUGCUUCAGAAGAAUAACUUGAACCUGCUCAGGGACCUCGCUGUUCUGAUCGCCCGGGACUUCAAGAGCAAACCUGUGCCAAGUCAGCUCUUUGUGUUACACAGGAAAGAGGGUGACUCUGAAUUUAUGAAUAUCAUCGCUAAUGAGAUUGGGACAGAGGAGACCCUGCUGUUCCUGACUGUGGGAGAUGAAAAAGAAGCAGGACUCUUCCUUCUCGCGGGCCCUGUUGAAGCAGUUGAGAAUUUAGGUCCCAGGGUGGCAGAGCUGCUGGGGGGCAAAGGAGCCGGGAAAAGGGGCCGCUUCCAGGGCAAAGCCACCAAGAUGAGUCGGCGAGGAGAAGUGCAAGCUCUGCUCCAGGAAUUCCUCAGCCACCGGAGCCCUGAAGCGUGAGAAACAAUUCUCAAAACAGGGCUGUUUUCCCAGAGAAUAAAGAGCUAAACCCAGCA